AUGAAUUCUGUCGAUAUUCGUCGUGUCUCUACAACUAUAGUCCGUCCAGCAAGUUACAUCGAUGAACCAACCGGCAACCACUGGCGGAUUGAUUUGAAUCCAUGGGAUCUAUUAUUUCUAAGAACUACAUAUAUGCAAAAGGGUUUGCUCUUCGGUAAGCAACAAGAACAAGGAACAAAUGAUGAGUGUAUCAUUAUCAACGACAAGAUAAGUCAUCUUAAAACUUCUUUGUCACAUACGCUUGAUCAUUUCUUUCCUUUAGCUGGUCGUCUUGUUAUUGAAAAGCAUCAAGAUGAUAACACCAUCUCCGUCUAUAUUGACUGCAACUUUGAGGGUGUAGAGUUCAUCCAUGCCACAGCUGACAUAUCCGUAGAGGACAUCGUCUCUCCAACCUAUGUUCCUCAAAGCUUAAUUAAUCCAUUAUUUACCUUCGAUAGGGUACCAAGCUAUGAAGGUCAGUCGCAUACUUUACUUUCUGUACAGGUAACUGAGCUGCGGGACGGCGCCGUUUUUAUAGGAUGCAGUGCAAACCAUUCCGUAUGUGAUGGUACAUCAUUUUGGCAUUUCAUUAAUUCAUGGUCUGAGAUUGCUAGAUCUACCGACUAUGAUACUUCAUUUACUCCUCCAGUUUUUAAGCGCCGAACACUGGUGGUUGUUCUUUUGAUGAAUAGCAGAACUAAAGUGAUUCCACCAUUGCCCGAAACAUUCUUUGGCAACUCAAUAUCCUGGGGAUUUGAAACUCUGAAAGAGGGUGAGCUUCUGGAAAAGGGAUUCGGUUUCAUGGCUUCUUUAUUGAAGGAGGUGGUUACCUCCCACAAUGUUGAAAAGACUAGAAGUUUGCUAGAAUCAUGGAUAGAGAAACCACUUAUACCAGGACCUGGUGAUGCAAAUACAGGAAUUUUCAGCAAUAUAUUUAUGGCUAGGAGUUCCCAAUGGUUCAACAUGUAUGGUAACGAUUUCGGUUGGGGGCGACCAAUUUCUGUAAAAACCGGCAUGAACGGAAAAUCUUAUGGAAUAACUACUGUGAGUCCAGGACCAGUUGAGGGAAGUGUUGACAUUGAAAUUUGCCUUCCAAUGGAGGUUUUCAAGGCUAUGGAGAAUGAUGCUGAAUUUAUUGAAGCCUUCUCGGCUAGUCUUGGUGCAUCCGAAGUCUAG
Messenger RNA from Papaver somniferum (opium poppy), 1155 nucleotides. Its product is annotated as protein ENHANCED PSEUDOMONAS SUSCEPTIBILTY 1-like. The transcript has 2 exons. The record is from RefSeq and is a predicted model, not a curated record. Lineage: Eukaryota; Viridiplantae; Streptophyta; Magnoliopsida; Ranunculales; Papaveraceae. Bases 1 to 1155 code for a protein of 384 amino acids.